AUGAUCCGUACUCUUGAUAUCGGCAGUGUUCUCCCCAGCCCCGACUCUCCACCAGGGAUGACCACUUCAAAGAGCUCCAAGACUUCCUCUUUCCAAUCUUUCGACAGUGACGAUGGCAGCGUCUUGGCCGACGUUGGCCAUUUUGAAGAAAUUGGACUCGACGACGACACUGUGACCCUCAAGAGCCCAUCCAAGGUCGAUGUUCGUCCCACUCUAGCCAAAGCCCCCUCGAGCCGAACCCUCGCAGCAGGCAAGACUGCCUCCAAAGCCCGACCGCCAUUCCCUACUCUCGAGACCAAUGUAUACACCUCCAACCCCAGAAGCACCAAUUUGAGCGCGUUGACCGAGCCUCUUUCUGCUACGCGACCAAAGACACUGACAAGCCCAUCCUCGGCUUCUCUUCCAUUUCCUCGACGGCGAAGCCCAAGCCCUGCCUAUUCGCUCAACCCGAGGGACCCGAGAGACCCAAGUUUCCCUCAAAAACCUCGUCGAGGCAGCUGGCAGGCCGGCCGCGAUCGCAAGUCUUUUACCGACCUUGAGCGAGAAUGUGAUGAAGACGAUGGCGAUGAUAUCCCCGAUGGCAUGUUUCUGGACAAUGUGCCGCUCUCUCCCCGGCCCAUGCAGGAGCGCACGCCCAGCCGACCAUCCUCUGUUUCUCCAUCCCCCAAUCGAUCCAAAGAACGAGUGCGAAGUGUCGGUAAUGGAACGCCCGCAGUCGCGCAAGCUCAAGGCUCUCUUCGAUCGCCAACUUGGAAGACCGAUGACAACCCUCGCAGCCCUGCCAAGCAACGGGCACACAGUUGGAACGCUGCGUUAGCGGAACUGAAUGCCGAGGCCAAGACGUUGACGGAGAAGCUCGAGGAGCACGCCAACGAAAUGGAGGAACAACAAGCCAAACGCCCCGCGAAUCAGCGCCCCAACACCUGGAACGCUACUCGGCGAUCUGUCGACACAUUUGACAAGAAGCAGCGUGUCAAAUCAACCCCCGAGCUGCCGCCUCUUCGCAAGACCAAUAUUAUGAUCGACCCUCUUCCCGUUUCGAAGGAGAAGGAGGCUGUUCUCAGCCGGACACGACCCUCAUGGCUACCACCCAAGGAUCCCGCUGAGGAGCGCCGACAUCUGAAGGAAUACCAAAAGAUGAUGGCAGCAAGUGCCAAGGCUGAGGAGCGACGCGAAGCCUCACGCAAGGCCAAGAUCGAAGGACGGGACAGCACAGCUGACAAUCUGAUGCAAAUUUGGGAGAGGGACGUGAUUCCACGUUGGAGCGAUGCUAUUCGCGAGCGCAGGACAAGAGAACUAUGGUGGAAGGGAAUCGCACCCCGAAGCCGCGCCCAAAUCUGGGGUCGUGCAAUCGGUAAUGAACUAGGACUGUCAGAAACAUCCUUCAAAGCAGCACUUGCUAGAGCUCAAGAGAUUGAGGCCAGAGUUAAGGACGAUAAGGGCGAUGCGGAGGAUGCCAGGAGGGCAAAAUGGUUCCAGGAUAUCCGAAGGGACGCUGCACAGAAGACGUGGGAGGAUUUACGGAUUUUUGACGUCGAGGGACCACUGCACCAAAGCCUUGUUGAUGUGUUGAGUGCAUAUGCCAUGUACAGGAGUGACAUUGGUUAUGUCCGUGGUUGUAACACAAUCGCUGCCUUGCUGCUCCUCAACUUGCCCGAUGCCGCGUCUGCAUUCGUCGCACUCGCCAACGUCCUCAAUCGCCCACUACCUCUGUCUUUUUACACUGGAGAUCCGGGUGCACAAGCGUCCGCAUUCAACCUCAUCAUGCAGACACUUUCUCUCAAGUCCGCCCCUCUUCACGCGCACCUCACAAAGAAGAUCCCUACUGCCGAAUUAGAACGAUCUUUUUCAGGAAUUUUGACAGCCAUUUUCACACAACACUUGGCGAUAGAUGAAGCAGCCCGUCUUUGGGACGUCUACGUCUUCGAAGGAGAUGCACUCCUAAUUCGAGCUGCUGUCGCACUUCUUCUCAGCAGGGAGAUGACGCUUCUCGGCGCUAAGACCGCCGACGAGGUCAAGACCAUUCUUGAUGGAAGAAACGCCAAGGUCUCUUCGGCCAGAGUCGCCGGAGAGGUGGGUGCCGAGGACAAAUUUAUGAUGUCAGUCCGUGAGGCAGGAAAAGCUUAA
Messenger RNA from Fusarium mangiferae, 2127 nucleotides. RefSeq lists its product as uncharacterized. Gene Ontology annotation, biological process: activation of GTPase activity. Lineage: Eukaryota; Fungi; Ascomycota; Sordariomycetes; Hypocreales; Nectriaceae. The record is from RefSeq and is a predicted model, not a curated record. The transcript is spliced from 2 exons. Gene Ontology annotation, molecular function: GTPase activator activity. The coding region runs from base 1 to 2127 and encodes 708 amino acids.